This is a messenger RNA of Musca vetustissima, 768 nucleotides long. Its product is annotated as lysoplasmalogenase TMEM86A. The transcript is spliced from 5 exons. NCBI's taxonomy places the organism in Eukaryota, Metazoa, Arthropoda, Insecta, Diptera, Muscidae. Bases 28 to 768 code for a protein of 246 amino acids. Gene Ontology annotation, cellular component: membrane. The record is from RefSeq and is a predicted model, not a curated record.
GGAAAAUCAUUACCGGAAAUUUACAAAAUGACGGAUUUAAUUCAGCUUUGUAAAAGUCAAGCCCUUUAUUUGGCCCCCUUUCUCAACUUUGUGGUACUGUACUUUGUCUUCGUGAGAGAUCCCCAUGGUGAAUUAUGGACAACCAUUUUGAAAUGUGCUCCCAUUGUCAGUUUGAUGUUUUUCGUGCUAAUCAAAGGAUUCGCCUUCAACAAACAAUACAAAUAUUCCCAACUGAUACUCAUUGGUUUGAUUUUCUCCUGUGGUGGUGAUGUUUUGCUCAAUAUUGAUUUGUUCCCACAUGGCAUGGGUUCAUUUGCCGUUGCUCAAAUCUUUUACAUAUCAGCAUUCGGAUUUAAGCCACUGAAUUGGAAAUUGGGAAUACCGAUUUAUAUAUUGUGGGGUUUAAGCAUUGGCUUGGUUGGCAGUCGUCUUGAGGGCGUUUUGAUUGUCGGCCUACCGAUCUAUGGUUUCCUCCUGCUGACAAUGUGUUAUCGUUCCCUGGCCCGUGCUGUACACCACAAAACUCCGAUUUAUAUUUUGUGUGGAAUUUGCAGUGUGUUGUUUGUUAUGUCCGAUGCCAUGAUUGCUAUCGAUAUGUUCCUGAUAACAAUUCCCCAUGCAAGGCUCUGGAUCAUGAUCACCUACUAUGCAGCUCAAUUUGGCAUUGCUCUAAGCACGACCACUGACAUCUCGAAAAAGAAGCCCGGCAAAAUGUCACCCAAGAAGAUGAGCCGCAACAACAACAGUGUUCGUCGUCGUGUCAAAUAA